GUGCUACAGGCAGUCGAGGAGGGACGACGUGGCCACGUGAUGGGCAGGGUCCAGGGCUGGGGGUUGCUGGGGCCUGCUCCAGCCUCUACUGCUCCCUGGUUCCGCGGAGUCUUCUAGAGGAGGGUGCCCUGACAGGGUGAGCCCACGACCCUCCACAGGGCCCUGGCCCCGUCCUUGUCACAGGGGGCACAGUGUUGGAGGGGGGCUGGCCCCAGUGUGGUGUCGUCUGACAGACGAGGCCAGCGUUCUUGCUCCACUGGCCACUGCAAGGAGCGCUCUGAGAAAACCAGACGUGCCUUGGGGGCUUCGUGGUCAAUGGAAGCGGGGGCCCAGGCUGCGCUUAACAGGCCUGGGUCAUGCUGGGGCAGUGGCCAGGCCCACGUCUCCUCCCUGCAGUCUCGGCUCUGCACACGGUGGGGGCAUCUGGGGCCCUGCGCCGGCCCGGGAAGGGGGACAAGCACGCUGACCAGAGGCGCUGUCUGAGCCCGGGCGGACAAAGGCAUCGGGAUAAGCUGUGGCCCGUUUGCACAACAGGGCAGUGGGGAGAGGAAGGAAGGGGCCCGGGAGGCCCUCCCUGCCCUGAAGGGAGGCGCUCUCACGUCCAUCAGCACCCCCUCACGCCGCGGGACGUGGGCUCAGGUGAAGCCAGCUGCUAGCCACAAUGAGGCGUUUCUGGUGCCCAGGCGAGUCUCCCAGGCCUCCUGGUGCAGGAAGCUGCAGGAAGGAAUGCGUUGCCCCUCACGCCCCGCCCACCCGGAGCUGGUCUCCAAGGCCUGGACGUCUACUUAGAUAACUGGCCAGGCUCCUCAGAAGGCGAAGCUGCGGAGCACCUGGGAUAGGCCGCACACUGAACCUAGGGGACCUGACAGGCCAGACACCCAGGACCCAAGGAGGUAACCUGAGACCUUGCUGAGCCCAAAAAAGCCACUGCCCUUUAGAGCCAGCUGGGUGUGAGCAGGCCAGGCCUGAGCGGGAAGCAGGGAGGAAGGGCUGCAGCUGCUGGUCCGCCCAGACCCUCCAUCCCGGGCCCAGGUGAGGGGCGCAGGGACGCACGACCCGCCCUCCUGGCCAUGGGUGGUGCCGUGGUCGAUGAGGGCCCCACGGGCAUCAGGGCCCCUGACGGCGGCUGGGGCUGGGCCGUCCUCUUCGGCUGCUUCGUCAUCACGGGCUUCUCCUACGCCUUCCCCAAGGCGGUCAGCGUCUUCUUCAAGGAACUCAUGCGUGAGUUUGGUAUCGGCUACAGUGACACGGCUUGGAUCUCUUCCAUCCUGCUGGCCAUGUUGUAUGGGACAGGCCCACUCUGCAGUGUGUGCGUGAACCGCUUUGGCUGCCGGCCUGUCAUGCUCAUGGGUGGCCUCUUGGCGUCCCUGGGCAUGGUGGCCGCGUCCUUCUGCAGAAGCAUCAUCCAGCUCUACCUCACCACAGGGGUCAUCACCGGCUUGGGCUUGGCGCUCAACUUCCAGCCGUCACUCAUCAUGCUCAACCGCUACUUUAACAAGAGGCGCCCCAUGGCCAACGGGCUGGCGGCCGCGGGCAGCCCUGUGUUCCUGUGUGCCUUGUCCCCGCUGGGGCAGCUGCUGCAGGACCACUAUGGCUGGCGGGGAGGCUUCCUCAUCUUGGGGGGCCUUCUGCUCAACUGCUGCGUGUGCGCCGCGCUCAUGAGGCCCCUGGAGGCGCCGGUGCCCGGGUCGGGGCCCGUGCCCCAGCGGCCGUCCCGGCGGCUGCUGGACCUGAGCGUCUUCAGGGACCGUGGCUUCCUCAUCUACGCGGUGGCCGCCUCCAUCAUGGUGCUGGGGCUCUUUGUGCCUCCCGUGUUUGUGGUGAGCUACGCCAAGGACCUGGGUGUGCCCGACACGCAGGCUGCCUUCCUGCUCACCGUGCUGGGCUUCAUCGACAUCUUCGCCCGGCCCACUGCUGGCUUCAUCACGGGCCUUAAAAAGGUGCGGCCCUACUCCGUCUACCUCUUCAGCUUCUCCAUGUUCUUCAAUGGCUUCACGGACCUCACCGGAUCCACAGCCAGCGACUACGGAGGCCUGGUGGUCUUCUGCAUCUUCUUCGGCAUCUCCUACGGCAUGGUGGGGGCCUUGCAGUUUGAGGUACUCAUGGCGAUCGUGGGCACCCAGAAGUUCUCGAGCGCCAUUGGCCUUGUGCUGCUGCUGGAGGCCAUCGCCGUGCUCAUUGGGCCGCCAUCGGGAGGCAAGCUCUUGGAUGCGACGCACGUCUACCAGUACGUGUUUAUCCUGGCGGGGGCCGAGGUGCUGACUGCCUCCCUCGUGCUGGUGCUGGGCAACUUCUUGUGCAUUAGGAAGAGGCCCGAGGUGGUGGCGGCGGUGGCGGAGGAGGAGCAGUGCCACAAGCCCCCUGCGGACGUGAGGGUGGACUCUCGGGAGGUAGAGCACUUCCUGAAAGCAGAGCCUGAGAAAAACGGGGAGGUCAUUCACACCCCGGAGACGAGCGUCUGAGCCGAGGCGGCCAGUGGGGGCUCACGGAACCGGACAGACACUUCCAACGCUUGUGUUUAUUUCACAAACAGGACGAGCUGGGGCGGGGCCAUCCGUGUUUCUCUGGGGAGGCGGUGGGGUGGGAACCGUGUCAUUCCAAAGCAGGUCUGUGGUGAAGCCGCGCCGCGAGGUUACGAGCCGUCUGCACCAGGGACCCAGCCUGCUGACCCCAGAGCAGCCCGGUGCCCACCGCUGAGCUCAGGGACCUGGAAACCCACGCUUCAGAGACAACACGCCCGGAAUCAGGGGGGCUGGGGAGGGCCAGUGGAGCAGCACCGCCUCCCCACAUGCUGGCUGCGCCCCGUCCCACCCCGUCUCCACUGCGGCGCCCCAGCCCACCCCUCACGGGGUGUAUAGGGCACAAGACUCCCUUCCUUCACCCCUGAAAUAAACCUGCGUGUGGGAGGAGCCACCUUGGAAGGAACAUCUUCAAGGAGCUGGCAGGGGGGCGCGGGGGGGUGUCUGACCGUUCACUCCAAACUCACUUCUGCCAGACAACCUGGUCAUUUCUACAAAGUGGCUCUGGGCCGGGUCAGCCUCCUAAGCGCUGCUGGUUCUGGACCCUUCUCUGCGGGGACCCCGACGGCUCAGAGUGUCCUCACAGGGCCCUGCUGCAGGGGUGGGGCAUGCCCGGGAACCCCUACGGGUGUGUGCACUUAAGCUGAGACAUAUGUGUGAUUCUUGUUCACUGUGUGUGUGUGUUUAAAGAAAAUGAUCUUCCUGCCUUCCAUUUA
This is a messenger RNA of Nyctereutes procyonoides (raccoon dog), 3235 nucleotides long. It is a transcript of the gene SLC16A3, whose product is annotated as solute carrier family 16 member 3. The transcript has 6 exons. The record is from RefSeq and is a predicted model, not a curated record. Gene Ontology annotation, cellular component: membrane. Gene Ontology annotation, biological process: monocarboxylic acid transport; transmembrane transport. Lineage: Eukaryota; Metazoa; Chordata; Mammalia; Carnivora; Canidae. Gene Ontology annotation, molecular function: monocarboxylic acid transmembrane transporter activity. The coding region runs from base 1071 to 2462 and encodes 463 amino acids.